CUCUUCCUAAAAAAUGUGUUUUAUAGAGAUCGAAUUUUGAUUACUUUCCCACAUAUUCAAAAUGUGCUACUAAAUAAACAAGAAAUAGUUACACACAAUAGCUUUGACACAACUGCUUCAUCUACGGCUGUGUUGGUUCAAUGCUCGGACAUUCGAUGCCCCCUCAGAUUUCUAGGUGAUGAAGCUCAUUGCUCUACUCAUGAUAAUCAUAAUCAGUGCAGCUACUCCUAUGGGUAUCAAGAUGGGAAUAAAACCUCAGGUGUUUAUGUCUCUGAUGAAAUGUAUUUUGGCACCAUCCACAAGCAGUCUUCUCCUGUCACUGUUAACUCUUCAGCCACUAUUAUUUUUGGGUGUAGCACCAAACAAUCUGGAGCUGUGACUGAGACAGGGGAAGCGCUUGAUGGAGUCUUUGGAUUUGGCCAUGGUGUUAUAUCCGUUUUUUCACAAUUGUCAUCAAAAAGAAUAAUACCCAAAGUUUUCUCUCAUUGCUUGAACGGAGAUACUAACGGAGGCGGCAUUAUAGUUUUUGGUGCAAUUUUAGAGCCAAAUAUUGUUUAUAGUCCAAUGGUGCCAUCACAAUUUCAUUACACCUUAAAUCUUCAGAGCAUUUAUGUCAAUGGUAAACAACUUCCAAUUAAUCCAAAGGUAUUUGCAGCCUCUGAUGAUCAAGGAACUAUAGUCGAUAGUGGUACAACAUUAACAUAUAUUGUUAAAGAAGCUUAUAAUCCCCUCGUUCAUGCCAUCACCGCUGAUGUAUCACGAUUUGCCACUCCCUUCAUUUUAGAAGGAAAUUCGUGCUAUACAGUUUCAUCCCGCAUUGAUAAUUUUCCUUCAGUUAGUUUAAACUUUGUGGGUGGAGCAUUUAUGAAACUAAAACCAGCACAAUACCUUGUGCAAAGUAUGGACGACACAACGUGGUGCAUAGGUUUCCAAAAAGUGGAAAAGGGACUCACAAUAUUAGAAGAUCUGGUUCUAAAUGAUAGGUUGAUUGUCUAUGAUUUGGCUAAUCAACGCAUAGGAUGGACUAAUCAUAGAUGUUCUAUGCUUGUAAACAUCUCGGAGACUACCUACGCAGGUGAAAGCCAGUCAAAGUCAAGUUCCAGCACAUUGCAGAUUGGAAUAACUAUUGGGUUAACUAUUGUGGCUCUUUUGAUGCAUAUAACAUAUUAUGCAAAUCGUUGAAACUCUAGUAUUAUGUAUAUAUGAUAAUCUUAUGAUGAUUGAGUUUUGGAUAAAGUUUGAUGGGAUUAAAGCUGGAAUUCCUCUUCUUUCUAAAGAGAUGAUUGUGUUUUAUACAUA
This is a messenger RNA of Cicer arietinum (chickpea), 1299 nucleotides long. The record is from RefSeq and is a predicted model, not a curated record. NCBI's taxonomy places the organism in Eukaryota, Viridiplantae, Streptophyta, Magnoliopsida, Fabales, Fabaceae.